Molecule: messenger RNA, 762 nt
Organism: Neoarthrinium moseri
Lineage: Eukaryota; Fungi; Ascomycota; Sordariomycetes; Amphisphaeriales; Apiosporaceae
Exons: 4
Coding region: 1-762 (253 amino acids)
Molecular function (GO): oxidoreductase activity, acting on the CH-OH group of donors, NAD or NADP as acceptor
Source: RefSeq, a predicted model, not a curated record
AUGAGUUCGUUCCUUGUAACUGGUGCAUCCAGAGGCUUCGGGUUGGCACUUGUUCGCCAACUUGUUUCCCUCCCAGCCACAGACGUAAGCACAGUCUUUGCAGCUACGCGAGGUCCAUCUGCGGAGAUAGAUGAACUCGCCAAGAACUCGUCUGGCCGAGUUGUUGCUGUCAAGCUAAAUGUUGCAAACGAAGCAUCUGCAAAGCAGGCAGCAACAGAGGUUGAGGCAAAGCUAGAGGGACGUGGCCUAGACGUCCUGAUUAACAAUGCCGGAAUCUGCCAGUAUGCACCGGACGGCGUCAAGUCGAUGGAUAAUCUCACAGAAAGCUUCAACAUCAACGUCCUCGGCGUCCACUGGGUGACCCGAGCAUUCCUCCCACUUCUGCAGAAGGGCAAUCUCAAGAAGGUCGCCAACAUCUCUACCUCACUGGCAUCCAUCACGCAAGCCCGCGCGGCCCACUACCUCCCUGGCCCAGCCUAUAAGAUCUCAAAAGCCGCGAUGAACGCGCUUACGAUGCAGUACGCCCUGGAUCACGAAAAGGAGGGCUUCUCGUUCAUCGCGCUCUGCCCCGGCUGGUUGAAAACCGACCUUGGUGGUGGCGAUAUGGCGGAUUUGACCCCUGAGGAGGGCGCCAAGGCGUCGUUGGACAUCAUCUUCACACCGGGCCAGAAGUACAACGGGCAAAUGCCCAAGGUCUUUAUCAAGGGGUGGGAGAAUGCCAAGGGGCCUAACGUAUACGAUGGGACGAGUGUCCCGUGGUAA